Molecule: messenger RNA, 555 nt
Organism: Acanthosepion pharaonis
Lineage: Eukaryota; Metazoa; Mollusca; Cephalopoda; Sepiida; Sepiidae
Source: the annotation of a GenBank genome assembly
AUGGCAUUCGAAACUUAUAAUUCUUCUUCUUUCUUCUCUCUCUCUCUCACACUCUCUCUCCCUCUCUCUCUGUGUCACAAUGACUUUCGAUCUCACCCAGUCGCACUUACUCCCUUCAUCAAUUCUACUUUCUCUCUCUCUUUGAAAAUUCUCUUCCACAAUUCUUUUCUAUCCCCCGUUGCACUUACUGCCCUCAUCCAUCCUUCUCUCUCUUCUUUCACUCUCUUUUUAUCGAAUUUACUCCCCUCAGCCUUUAUUCUCUCUCAACUUUCGCUCUCUUUUAUAAUUCUCUCUGUCACAAUGUCCUUUCAAUCUCCCCCAGUCGAAAAUUCUCCUCUCUUCUUCAUCCCUCUCUUUCUCUCUCUCUCUCUCUCUCACACACACACACACACACGCUCUCUCUUUCUCUCUAAUUCUACCAGUAAUAAAUGCAAUAAUUAUGCCUACAUAUUAUUUCAGUUUUCUUCUACAUAUCAUUUCAUCCUUCUCCUUUUCAUUCCCCCACUACUUAUCCCUCUUUCCCUCCCAAUUAUUUUUAUCUAUCAGUCUCUCUGA